Blepharisma stoltei is the source of this 660-nucleotide messenger RNA. The record is from the annotation of a GenBank genome assembly. NCBI's taxonomy places the organism in Eukaryota, Ciliophora, Heterotrichea, Heterotrichida, Blepharismidae.
AUGGGCAAAUCUUCAAAGAGGUCUAAAGAUGUUUCUCUGACAAAAGUGAAGCCAAAAGGCAAAGAACUAAAAACAAAAAUCAUUGACCAGUUUAAUGAGUUUUUAUCCCAGUUCCCGACUGUUAUUGCCUUCCAAUAUCACAAUUUUAAGACUCAUCCAUUCCAGGAGAUCAGAGAGAUGUACACAAAUAGCAAAUUUUUGCUAGGAAAAUCCUCUGUGUUGAAAAAAGCAAUAAUCCAAGCACAAAAGGCUGAAAAUAGGCCAAAUCUUGAUGAGCUGGCAAAUCAUAUGGUUGGAAGCUGCGGGCUUAUGUUUACCAGAGAAAACAAAGAUGAUAUCAUAAGUCACUUUUUGACUUGGAGAGAAAGCUCAAGCUUAAAUCCAGGCCAAGUCGCUAGCGAGGAUGUAAUUAUUCCUGCAGGCGCUGGCACCUUUACAAAAUUUUCUAACACAAUUGAGCCUUAUUUAAGAAAUUUAGGUCUUCCCACAAGACUCCAUGAAGGUGUAAUUGAAGUCCUUAAAGACUUUACAGUUUGCCGUGCAGGUGAAGAGGUUAACCCUGAAAAAUGCAGAAUUCUAAGGCUUUUAGACAUAAAGCAAGGUGAGAUGAGAAUAAUACCGAAGGGCAUUUGGGAAAAUGGCCAAUAUAAAGAACUUUAA